This is a messenger RNA of Boleophthalmus pectinirostris (great blue-spotted mudskipper), 1656 nucleotides long. It is a transcript of the gene dym, whose product is annotated as dymeclin. Gene Ontology annotation, biological process: Golgi organization. Gene Ontology annotation, cellular component: Golgi apparatus. The record is from RefSeq and is a predicted model, not a curated record. The coding region runs from base 134 to 544 and encodes 136 amino acids. NCBI's taxonomy places the organism in Eukaryota, Metazoa, Chordata, Actinopteri, Gobiiformes, Gobiidae. The transcript is spliced from 3 exons.
UGCCUUCAUCAAGAAAAAAUCAUUUAAAAAACACCAUUAUAAGUGAAACCAGUCUAGUGGGAAACCAAUUAACCUUUGCAUUUUCACUUUCCCCCAGGCCCAGGACCUGAACGUGAUAGAGGAAGUGAUCCGCAUGAUGCUCGAAAUCAUCAACUCCUGUCUCUGCAACUCUUUACACCACAAUCCUAAUCUAGUCUACGCUCUGCUGUACAAGAGGGAGAUGUUUGAGCAGUUUCGGACACACCCUUCCUUUCAGGACAUUAUGCAGAAUCUAGACACUGUGAUUGGUUUCUUCAGUCAGCGACUGGAACAGGCUGGUAGUGACCUCUCUGUGGAGCGAGUCCAGGAGGUCAUCAUGAAGGGAGCCCAGGCUCUGCCGAAAGACAGACUCAAGAAAUUUCCUGAGCUCAAGUUUAAAUAUGUGGAGGAGGACCAACCUGAAGACUUCUUCAUCCCAUACGUCUGGUCCUUGGUUUUCAACUCCGGAGUGGGUCUGCACUGGAGUCCACAGGGCAUAGAGCUCUUCAGCAUGGACUCUGGCUGAUGCACCUGUGACGGUCCCAGGUCCCUCUGAUCAAACAUGCAAGCGUGUGUGUAUGUGUGUGUGCUUUGAAAGUGCCUCAACCUUGUACAGAACCGGGUGUCAGUUAAAUUCAAAGCCUUUUUCUUCCUUGUGAUUCUCUGCUUGGACACUGCAGGGUUCAUUUGUACUUGUUAUUUACCACCUAUAGAAGUCCUAUAGAGUAUUUGAGUGGCUUCUGUGGCACAGCUGAUUGGAGCACCGCUUCACUCUGGCAAUGGAUCAUUCUCUGCUUUUCUUAUGAUGAAAAGGUCAAACUCUGUCAUGUAUUGUUACAUUAAUACCUUUUAUGCGAUAUAGACCUGCUAUCCAAGCCAGCCAGUUGUGCUGCCAGUUUAAUUUGAUAUUCACAGGAUUCUCAAUAAAUUGAUGGAAAAUAAUAUUUCAGGAUAUGUAUCAGUAUAGCUACCAAAUGUAUUUUCCCAUUAGCAGCUUCCUUCUUCCACUGUGUCUACAUCUAGGCUUUUUUGAAUAUUGAAUUGUAUAGAUGAUAUAAUAUCACUUUUUUACACUAUUUUAAUUUAUUGGGAUGCAUCUGUUCUAUCAAUAUAAAUAUUUACUUUAAACACUCCUGUUUAUACAGGUGUCUGUAAUAGAAUUUGCUUUUGUAAGUUUAAACAGGUCAGACUUAAAUAGAAACAGAACAUUUCUGUUCCAGGCUACAGAAGUGCUUCAUAUUUAGUGAAAAAUGCAUGUAAAUCCCAGGAUGCAACAUGGUCUCUCUUGAUUUAUUGUAUUUCUCUCUUGCUCUCUGCCCAUUUAUUUGACUUUCUUGUAUAUUUUUUCCUGGUGGAAUUCAAAGAUUAAACAUAGUUUGGGCAGUCAUUGUUUUGCAUACUUUUAAUUUUAUUUGAUGUUUAUUCAGAAAAGUUACUUAAAAAAAUAUUUAUUUUGAUGUAUAUUGGUUUUAUAUACAAAGAAACCCCUAAAUGUGUGUCCUAGUAGUGCAAAAAUGACUACUAGUAAUGAUGAGUGCAGGUACCAUUGUGACUUCCCAGCAGAGCUGUCAUUUGAGGCAAAUAUUACUUUGGGAAAAGGGGGUUAAAUAAAAAAAUAAUAAUUAUCAAAAUCUGGAA